Molecule: messenger RNA, 6740 nt
Organism: Gryllus bimaculatus (two-spotted cricket)
Lineage: Eukaryota; Metazoa; Arthropoda; Insecta; Orthoptera; Gryllidae
Source: the annotation of a GenBank genome assembly
CUGUUGAUUAAGGCCCGGAUUGUUUGGAUUUACGAUUGCCAAUGCAGUGCAAAAUGCUGUGAUAAAUUGCAAAGAUCACAUGGAUUUGGGAGCAUACUCUGCGUUUAACGCUAGAGAUUUUUUUCUUUUGUCACUUUAGUCACUUCCGCUUUGUGUGUCAAACCAAUGUUUUAGAAUGGCAGAGUGACUAAAAGUGGUGACUGUAAACGAGACGUGUACGUUAUAUUGUUCUGACGGUUUAAUUUUGUGACCAAAUUCCAUGAAAUGCGAUGUGACAGGAUCGAGGUUCAUGCGGUUACAUCUCAGGUUUAUCAACAGGAUCUGCAAAAUGGCAGGUAAAGAAGAUGAAGUCCUGAAACAGGGGUUAAUGGUCAAGAGGUCACAAAAUAAAAAGAGAAUUACUCGUGUGAAUUUCAAACAUCGUUGGUUUGUCCUCACAAAACACUUCCUGAUAUAUUAUGACAGUGAUGGUGAGGCCGUGCGCUCAGAGUGUGAUGGGAACAAGUCGCUCGCAGCUGGGUUUGGCGCGCUCCCCCUUCCAUGCCUCCACAGUCUUCACUCACUGUUGAGUAGGCAACAUACUCCACAGCAGAAAAGGAAAGAGCGAGGGCGCAUUGACCUGACGUCUGUUCGGAUUGUGGAAACCGCCCAGUUGACAGUGGGCCCCUUGGUGCAAGGGGCAGUGGAAGAUACGGUCCUCUGUGAGGGAGUGCCCUUCCCAGCCGGCUAUCCCUUCCAAGUGGGCUAUUUGGAGCAGGGGCAGGAGUACGUGCUCUACCUCUUAGCUGCUCGGGAACAGGACCGCGCGGAUUGGAUUCGUGCUAUUAGAUCAGUGUGCAUGAAAUGUGCUGCUCCUGUUGACCACUACCAUCCGGGCCUGUGGAGUGGCAAGCGCUGGUCCUGCUGUCGGCAGAACAUCCGUGCAACUGAAGGUUGUGAAGCGUCGACGUCGUGGGCCCCCCCGGAGCCUCCUAGUCCUGGAGAUUCAGGUACACCAACAGUCAUCAUGCCUGGUGGACCAGUGAAAACAAAGGAAGAGCUGAUGAUUCGACCCAAAGUGGUUGUUGCCCUUUAUCAUUUUAAAGCAAUUGAAGGUGGUGACCUGUCCUUGGAGAAGGGUGCAGAGUAUGAAGUGCUAGACGACUCACAAGAGCACUGGUGGAGAGUUAAAGAUGAACAUGGUGCUGUUGGCUAUAUUCCUAGUAAUUAUGUUAAAGAAAAGGAACUUCUUGGCCUACAAAAAUAUGAAUGGUAUGUUGGAGACAUGUCCCGGCAGCGGGCAGAAUCUUUAUUAAAACAAGAAGAGAAGGAGGGCUGUUUUGUUGUGCGCAAUUCAUCCACGAAGGGUCUCUACACUCUUUCUUUAUAUACAAAAGUCCCUCAUCCGCAUGUAAAACAUUAUCAUAUCAAGCAAAAUUCUCGAGGUGACUUCUUCUUGUCAGAGAAACAUCCUUUUAAAACUAUUCCUGAGUUGGUGAAUUAUCAUCGUCAUAAUAGUGGUGGUUUGGCGUCACGACUUAAGACGAGCCCCUGUGACCGCCCUGCACCAGCUACUGCAGGCCUCAGUCAUGAUAAAUGGGAAAUAGAUCCCCAAGAACUGAUGCUGCUUGAGGAACUUGGGUCUGGUCAGUUUGGUGUGGUGAGAAGAGGGAAGUGGCGGGGAUCCAUUGACGUAGCUGUGAAGAUGAUGAAAGAGGGCACCAUGUCAGAAGACGAUUUUAUUGAGGAAGCAAAAGUUAUGACAAAACUGCAGCAUCAGAACCUAGUGCAACUUUAUGGUGUUUGCAGCAAGCACAGACCUAUUUACAUAGUAACUGAAUAUAUGCGGCAUGGCUCCCUUUUAAAUUAUCUCAGGCGACAUGAAACAUCUCUUAGUGGUAAUGUGGGGAUGUUAUUAGAUAUGUGUAUCCAGGUUUGUAAAGGAAUGGCCUACUUAGAACGACAUAACUAUAUCCAUAGAGACCUUGCUGCCCGCAAUUGCCUAGUCGGAACGGAAAACAUAGUAAAAGUUGCUGACUUUGGUCUAGCUAGGUAUGUUUUGGAUGACCAAUAUACUAGUUCUGGAGGUACCAAAUUUCCCAUAAAAUGGGCUCCACCAGAAGUUCUUAAUUACACAAGAUUUUCUUCCAAGUCUGACAUUUGGGCCUACGGAGUUUUGAUGUGGGAAGUCUUUACCUGUGGCAAAAUGCCUUACGGUCGACUCAAAAACACAGAAGUUGUGGAAAGGGUCCAGAGAGGCAUGGUGCUGGAUCGACCAAAGGCAUGUUUCAAGGAAAUUAUGCGCAAGUGUUGGAGCCGUUUACCAGAGGACCGGCCUUCAUUCCGCUUGCUGAAGGAGGAGCUGAUUGCAGUGUCGCAAGGAUUGGCCGACUGACUCACGCAAGCCCACUGGGCUCUCCUCCAGGCAUCAUCGCAGUCCCCCGCGCACAACUCCUCCGCUUCACAGCAGCAUCAAGCUCUGACAUUUGGCCCCGAGACUUGCAUUUUCUGCACCUCUUAUGGCCAUCCAUGGCUGGAAUUAUGCCGUGCCAUUCAAGCAACUCAUUCAAAAUGAAAAUGUGUCGUCAGUGUGUAAGUUUCUUUGUGUCUCUGUGUACUGUAAUUGUAUAUAUUACUCUGUCAAGAUAUGAGUGUUCCUGGCAGUGGGAGUGCUACACAACCAAUUGCAAGCUGUUAUGGAAUCAUGGGAGAAUUUUAAAACAAGUCAAUUGAAAUUAUAUCCCACUUGUAUGAUUGUACAGAUCAUGCUAGUACAUAGUUUGUAAACAACCAGGAACUGAGAGGAGUGUCAAGGAAAAUUUAAAUUUCAGGUGGUGCUUUUUUAUUUCUUUUUAAUUCUUACCACAUCAAAAGAAUAAUUCUUAUCAAAUAUACUUUCAUUUUAUAUACAUUAAUUUUUGUGUGAGAGGCUCUGCAAUUGCACCUAAUAAAUAGUGAACCUGUUCCAUACUUUUUUGCAUAAUGUAAAGUGUUCCAGUGUCACAUUAAAUUUAUUACUGUUGAUAUCUGAAAACAAUAAUUUGUAAAUAUAAAUAACUACAAUACUUGUUUGCUUAAAUGUUACUGAAAUGCUUAUUAAUUUUAUUGCUGUUGGUAGAGCACUUGUUUUUAUUAAAAGAAUUAAGGAGUAGUUAAAUUUUGUAAAUUGUAGUUUGGCAUUGUUGUAGGCAAGAGCUUAUAGCUUUCCUAACUAUUAAAAAUGUAUUAGUUGUGUGAUGUAUCAAAACAGUGUAGUGAAUCCAACUUUUUUUAAAUUGAUAUUAUAAAUUAUAAAAAAGCAUUAAAAACUGGAUGUAUGCAACUUCUCACAAUUAAUGAAUAUUUCAGUAAGAAGAUGAAACUGUGAUAUUUUCUUGAAAAAGAGUAUAAAACCAAAAAGUAUGCUGAAAAAAUAAAAAUAUGACACCAGUGUAAAUUGUCUAAGAAAAUGAUGUAUAAUUCCCAAACACAUUCACCCCACCAUCAAACUACUCCUUAGACUUCCACUCGACAGACAACUGAAAUGUGUCUUUAAUUUCAAGGUUCUCGUUUUUUUGAAUCUUUAAGGAGUGAAAGGUAAACUUUUAAUUUGUCCUUUCUUACUUUAAUUCUCAAAAAUGUUUUUUUAAUUUACUUUUUGAUUCAACGUACAGAUGCUUCUUAAAGUUUAUUAAAUGUAUUACUAUAAUACGUUACAAUACACUCUAUUUCCUGCUGAUAAAAAAAUAAACUACUUGCAUUCUGUGCAAAGAUGCAGCAAACUAUUUAACUGAAAGUAAUCUAAAAUGACAAUUUUAUUUUACUUAUACAAAUGAAGUAAAAUAGUAUAUUAUCCACGAUGAGAAAGAUUUUCACUUGCUCCUUCGUUGCUCAGGAGGUAAUACCUUCCUCUUGUAAACGAAGUUGGAUCUCUUUGUUUCCGUAUUACUAAAUUAUUCUUUGAAAUGAUAAAAUAAAAAUUAACCUCUUAAACACGUACUUGUUACCUCAAUUUACGAAUUAACUGCUUCAUGAAAAACGUAUCUAAGAGUAGCUAAGAAACAUUCAAUUACAUAGGAAGUUGUGUUGCAUUUAAUUCUUUUUGAGAAUAUGAAAAUAGAGGGAAUAGCCCACAUGUAUUGUGAAUCAACUGAACUUUCAUUUUUUGGUCUUUGUUUUGUUUUGUUUUCUUUGAAAACUAAAGCAACCAGUUGUUAAAACGUAAAUUUUAUUUUUGUAAAAGCCUGUCAUCACAUUCUCAACUGGCAAAAUUGAAAGGACUAAUUAAAACAUAGUUACAACAUAUUUCUUUGGUUGUGAGGUUCAUUUGGAAGUCAUCUAUUUAUGAUUUUUACAGCAAUUUUCUGAAUAUUUGUCAGUUGUAAAGAAGUUGCAAACAUCUGAACACUGUCUGAAGUCUAUAUGAAAACUUAAUAAAUCAUGAAUAUUCUCCUUUUUCAUGAAUUUCAAGUUUAUAUGUCAGCUUGAGAGAUUGCACCAUGAUUUUUUUUUUUUAAUUUCAUAGCAUCAUUAAAUUUAUUCUGUUGUGUAUUAUCCAUUAUCACAUAUAAAUUAUGCAACUGUCUGUUUUGGGACUAUUACUUAGUCUUUUAUAAAUUACCAGUUGGUGCAAUUAUUAUGUCAGAAAAUGUUGUGGUGCUGUUUUGAAAAGGGUUAACUCAUGAGUACAUUUCAAGUAUAAGUGAAUAAAAAUUAUGGGCAAAUAUUAUUUUUAAAGAAAAAAGAUAGGAAAACAUGAGAUAAAAUUUUAAAAUUUGAAAGAAAAAAAUUCUAAAUUAUUUUUAAUUCACUUGUUCUAUGAUGCGAGUUAACCCUUUUGUUUAGCUGCCUCUUUAUUGUUUCUUUUUGAAGAGUUUCUUGUGUGUUAGAGCUUAGAAACUUUAUCGGGUGGACAUUUUUGAAUGAUGCAUACCAAAAGAGUUUCUGAAUAUCAGUUGAAUUCAGUUUAUUAGCAUGAAUUCUGCCAAUUGGGUAGCUUAAACAUUGUCAGUAUUUUGUACUGAGAUAUAAAGUAGUAGAAAUAACCCCAGAGGAAGAAGUAGAUUACUUAUUCAUAAGUUCAAAUGAUGAUGUAAAAUAAAACUACUUAUGUAUGAGAUGCACAGCAAGAAAUUUUCUAAAUUGAAUGUAAUAAGGAAAAUGCAUAGGUGUUUUUAUUUUAUUUUGAUUUAACUUCAGAUCUGACUCAUGAGACUUUUUAAACAAGUUUGAUGGUUACUUCAGUGAAAUGUCAAGAGAUUUGAAUUGAGAAAAGUGGAAUCAUCUAUUUAGAAAAUAUGGUCUCAGCAUUUCAAUUGAUUGUGAGUCUCAAGUUUUCUGUCUAUUUUAUUAAUUUAAUAUUUGUGUAAUAUAAUCCUGAUCUGAGCUUACAUUGUGAAAGUAACUACCAGUUUCGAUUUUUCAUAAUAAUUUUAUUCUGUUCACCACUCCUAUAUUAUAUUUAUAAAAAUUUGUUUUGCUGUUGAUAAAAACUAACUUGGUAUCUAUAGAAAUGAAUUUGUUGACAUGUAUAGGUAGUACUAGUCAUGUGGAACUAUGGUGAUGUGUUGUGUAUAAUACUGCCAAUACCAGGAGUGUUUCAAGCAUACUGAAAAAAGCCACAGAACAAACAGGGCUGUGAAAAUUUGAAGAUGCAGUGUUGUGACACAUAGAUCUGACUGGACAUAUCUAAUAGUGAAACUAACCAAUCGCACAAAAUGAUGUGAACUCAUGGGUAGUACUUAUUUUCAUAUUUAAUCAUGUGAGUCAUUGUUGCUGUAUGGAAGAGAUGUGAUAACAUUUAGUUCCUGUGUUUCUGUAUUCAUGUUUAAAGUGAUGUGUAGCUUUUUGGAAGGUAAAGAAGAUAUAGUGCUAAAGGAUCGAUAUCUAAUGGUUCUAUUGAAAUAAUAAGAAUAUGAUUGACACUUGCGAGACUGAGGAAUUCCAAUGGAGACCACCAAGCCAAAGCUGGCUUGAAAUAGAAAAGUGGCUGUAAUUGGUUACCCUGUGCAUGUGUCAAUCUUAGGCAUAUUUGAAUAAAGUUUAAGUUAGGAUGGUGCAAGAAAUAGUAAUUUCCUCCCUGCCUUACUGUUAACAGAAAUUCAUCAGCACUAUGGCAUUGAGUAUUGAGGACAAUUUUUGUUUCACAAGUUAUUGAUAUAUAUCAUUGAUCAUUUUUAUAUAUAUUUAUAUAUAAUUGUAUCACAUUGAUUGAGAUUUCUGAUAUACUUUUCACAAUGUUGCCCUCUCAAGAAGUUAGUAAGUGUUGCACUAUAUCAUUAUCAAAUUCAUUGAAAUCCAAGUUGGACUUUUUCGGUUUUUUGGAAAAGUAUCCAAUUUCAAGAGUUGUACAAGCAAUAUUCAUUGUACAACAUCCAAUUGCGGGAAAAGCUAUUCAAUGUAGAGGAAUCUCCCAAAUGACUGUACUUCAUUAGUCUUCCUUCCAAACUUAUUGAUGACACCAAUAAUUGAAAUAUUCUCCAAUGGUGGUAAAUAAUUUUUCUGCUCUUAAGUAUUUAUUGUAGUGAGAGUAGGGAAAUAACAUCAAUAUUGAGAGAAUUUAAGUUAAUUUGGCCUACAGAAGAAUGCGUAUGCACUGCAGGCAGACUAAACAAUAUCUUCUUUAUCUUACCAGAAAAUAGUUCUUGAUUAUUUGUAUUCCUGCGUGCCUUAUGUUGCUUUAAUACUGUCUUUUGACUGCAAACUAUUACUGUUUUCUGCUGGCCUUUGAACAAAAAAUUUGUCUUUAACUUGAAAUUGUUUCAACAAUUGAUAUUAUAAAA